CCCCCUCCUCUCUCGCUCUGUUCCUCUUUGCUCUUUCUCUCUCCCUCAUUGUCAUACAAACUGAGCUCUCUCAAACCUCUCCUCAUGGGCUCACUCAUGGUGAGAGCUGGGAAGAGCACUGGAGGGACUGGGCGAUCUAGACUUGUAUUUUCAACAGAAGGCACCGGAUAAAUCCCUCCUAGGGCUAAAUGGAAGCAUAAACACAGACUACAGACAAGAAGCGACCUUUCUCAGUGCGAUGGAAAAGACGCACGGUCAAGAGGUCAAGUUCAGGCUGGAUAUGGGCACGGCCCAUCCUGCACCCAGCAUCCCGAGCAGAGGACAGUGGUCCAGCAAAGUUGAGUUCCUCUUGGCGGUUGCAGGACAAAUCGUAGGCCUAGGAAAUGUGUGGAGGUUCCCUUACCUGUGCUACAAAAAUGGAGGAGGGGUGUUCUUCAUCCCUUAUGUCCUCUUCCUCUUCACCUGCGGCAUCCCCCUGUUUCUAAUGGAGACGUCUCUCGGCCAGUACACCAAACAGGGAACUAUUACCUGCUGGAGGAAAAUCUGUCCCCUUUUUGGAGGGAUCGGUUAUGGCAGUCUGGUGGUUGUUUUAUACUCCAGCAUCUAUUACAUCAUCAUAUUGGCCUGGGCUUUCCUGUAUCUCUUCUCCUCCUUCAGCACUGAACUUCCCUGGGCGAAUUGUAGAAACAGCUGGAACUCAGAGACCUGUGUGGAGUUUAAUCGAAGAGCAGAUGAUUUGAACUGGACUGUAGCUGAAAAUGCAACAUCACCAGUGAGGGAGUUUUGGGAGAGAAGAGUUUUGAAUGUCACAGGAAGCGUCCAUGAGUUAGGCGGCAUACGAUGGGAGCUGGCUCUGUGUCUUCUGUUGUCCUGGAUCAUCUGUUACUUUUGUGUCUGGAAAGGAGUAAAGUCCACUGGGAAGGUAGUUUACUUUACGGCCACAUUUCCAUACUUGAUGCUGGCGGUGUUGCUUGUUCGUGGAGUCACGUUGCCGGGGGCCUUAGACGGGAUCAAGUUUUACCUCUACCCAGAUCCAUCCCGCCUCACUGAUCCACAGGUGUGGAUGGAUGCUGGCACACAAAUCUUUUAUUCCUAUGCUAUUUGUAUUGGGUGUCUAACUGCACUUGGCAGUUAUAACAAAUACAACAACAACUGUUACAAGGACUGCAUGUACUUGUGCCUUCUGAACAGUGGGACCAGUUUUGUGGCUGGCUUUGCCAUCUUCUCUGCUCUUGGAUUCAUGGCAUAUGAGCAGAACACAGACAUAUCAAAAGUGGCAGAGUCGGGUCCCGGCUUGGCGUUCAUUGCCUAUCCUCGAGCAGUCGCCAUGAUGCCUUUUCCUCAGGUCUGGGCGAUAUUCUUUUUCAUUAUGAUCAUCCUACUGGGACUGGACAGUGAGUUUGUAGGUCUGGAAGCCAUCGUAACAGCGAUUUCUGACACGAAUCCUGCCUUCUUCCACGUUGGCCAUCGACGUAAACUUCUUCUACUUGCUAUCAGUGUUUUUAGCUUCUUCGUUGGCCUUGUGAUGGUUACAGAAGGCGGGCUGUACAUCUUCCAGUUGUUUGACUACUAUGCCUGCAGUGGAAUGACUCUACUUCUCUUUGCCAUAUUGCAGUCUGGUUGUAUUGGAUGGAUAUACGGUGUAGACCGGUUUUAUGCAAACAUAGAGGACAUGAUUGGAUACAAGCCUUUAGCCGUGAUUAAAUAUUGUCUGAAAUACGUCACUCCAGUAAUAUGCAUGGCAACAUUUGCUUUCUCCUUGGUCAAAUACACUCCUCUGAAGUUCAACAACACAAUUGCGUAUCCGUGGUGGGGUUAUGCUCUUGGCUGGUGGUUCACUCUCUCCUCUACUCUCAUGGUUCCUCUAUUUAUGUUGUACAAAGUGAGCACCACUCCUGGCACACUGCGACAGAGGAUCUCCAUCUUAUGUACUCCAGCUGAAGACCUGCCUUCGAACAAAUCAGAGAAGAAAGGACUUGAACUGCUCGACUUGACCUCUCCUGACAGCAUGGUGUCCUGUCCCUAGGACGAGCAAACUGGAGCAGCUUCAGAUAAACUGAGCAACGUGAGGCAAAAGGAAAAGCUUGCCCUCAAUCCAGAUCUCCCACUCCUUUUAAAGCAGUGGUUCCCAAUCUUUAUUUUUUAUGUUUGACCUCUUAAAACACAACAAUGUCUACUUGUUACCCGUCACUGGUUGCAUAUGCCGAAUACCGGUGGCAAACAGUUCAACCAAAGACAAAUUUUAGUUUGAAUACUUGUGCUAUUUGUGCCUUUUUUAUUGAAAGUGACAGAGAAAGUAUUGAAAGGGGAGAGAGAGAGGGCAGCAAAGGGCCACAGGUCCGAUUCAAACGGACUCAGUCUUUGUACAUGGGGCGCCCGCUCUACCAGGUGAGCUACAGCGGCACCCCAGUUUGAAUGCUUUUUAAAAGGCUUGAAAAUUAUCAAAUAACUCAUAAAAAAGCAAAGAAUAAAGGAAAAAAAACAUGAUUUGUGAAGCAGAAUUUUUUUUCUUCUUUCCUGUCCUGUUAAUGAUAAUCUAGUGGGGAUACCGAUCUCCUGGUUGGGAAUCACUGCACUAAAGGAAUGGCUUCAGAUGUAUCAUGAUUUCACUCCAUUAAGCAUUUCAAGUAGUAGUAGUAGUAGUCAGAAGUAUUUUCAAGAAUAUGAUAAGGAGAAUCUAAGCUCAAAGGUCCACUUACUGUUCAGGGAAUGUUUGUUUUCUCCUUCGUGUCUGAGCUGUCAGUCACAUUUCAUGGUCUUCAUUCCACAAAUGCAGCCGUCUAAGACGUCAUCACAACUCCCAUCGCUGACAGCACUAACAGUUAGCGAGCAGGGCUGCAACUAAUGAUUACUUUCAUUCUCAAUCGAUCUAUUGAAUUUUACACGAUUCAUUUUGUUUUUUAAAUGUCAGAAAAUAGUGACAAAUGCACAUCACAAUUUCCCAGAGUCAUGAGUUGGCCUCUUAAGAUGUCCUAAAGACAUUAAAUUUACAAUAAUAUAAAACCAGCACAAUUCAUUGGUUAUCGAUUAGUACUCUGUUGAUCAAUUGAGUCAUCUCUUAGUUGCGUCAGCUCUAUUAGCAAGUGGACCUUCAAACGUAUCGGUCAUGAAUGAACAGCCAAGCUGGAAUUCAAACUGAUAUUUUAAAUUGUUACGUAUGUAAAGAAAUUCUUUGAGAAUAUGUUUUUUUGUUUUGUUUUGUUUUAACCAUGUUUUAUAACUAUUUGGAGUAAAGUAACACAGAUAAACUCUUGCCAAAUAAGCCAUACAGAUUGAACACUUGAGUCACUUUUAGGUCACGGUGAGUGACGUAAAUUUAAUUUCAAAUUGUCAAUAUAACUAAAUAAAGCAGUGACAUGAAAGACGAAA
Sebastes umbrosus (honeycomb rockfish) is the source of this 3369-nucleotide messenger RNA. RefSeq names its product solute carrier family 6 member 22, tandem duplicate 1 (gene slc6a22.1). Lineage: Eukaryota; Metazoa; Chordata; Actinopteri; Perciformes; Sebastidae. Bases 239 to 2026 code for a protein of 595 amino acids. Gene Ontology annotation, cellular component: membrane. The record is from RefSeq and is a predicted model, not a curated record. The transcript is spliced from 15 exons. Gene Ontology annotation, biological process: sodium ion transmembrane transport.